AUGAUCACCACGGCGCCCGAUGACAAAAAAAGACCACGCGGCGUCUACACAAACAAGAAGAAGCCCACUGGAACCCGUAUAUAUCUGACACCAUCUGCGUUGAACAGCCGUCCCCAGUAUGCUGUCCUUUGGACCUCACCACCAGCCUGGCGCCCCAAGUGUCCUCGUACACAAUGCAGCCGAUGGAUCGUUAGUGCCGCUGCAGAUCCGCUCAAACGAGAAGGUCAACGGUCAACUCCGGAUGCAACUCUAGCACGGAUCACGGCAAAGACGGGACUUGUGCCGUAUAAAGAUGCGGUUUCGCAACGCCCCAAGCCAUAUCCGCCGUGUGUUGAACGCUUCUUGAACCAGUCACGCAGAGCCAUGUCUCUCAAAACACUGCUGCUCCUUGCGGCCGCGCAUCUCGCGCUGGCCGAUUCCUCUCACGCCCUCUUCUACAAGGUUGUCGACCGGGAAACAGCCCAGCGAAUAGCCUCAAUCAAGGGCCUUGCCGCAGCGGGCAACGACACGCCCGUGUUCAAUGACCAGGGCUUCUGGUUCUCCCACUUCACCGUCGGGGCGAGUUCGGACCUCGAAAUCCUCAUCGACACCGGCUCGUCGGACGCCAUUCUCAACCCGGGCAUCUACAAGCCCUCGCCGGGGUCCGUCAACGCCAACCGCCGCUUCAGAAUCUCCUACGCCACCACCAACCCGGACGGAUCGGGCACUCUGACCGCAUCCGGCAACGUCUACCAAGACGUCAUCACCCAGCUCGCGGCCAACCUCAGCGUGGCCAAGCAAACCCUGGGCGACAUCCAAGACCCAACUUCGCCGCCGACGUUCCCGCGCGACGGCCUCAUCGGCUACGCCAGCCAGCAGGGCAGCGCGCUCCGCGGCUCCCCCUUCAUCAACAGCCUCUGCGACCAGGGCGCGCUGUCGGCGUGCCGGUUCGGGCUCGCGCUGAGGCCCGACAAGACCGGGGCCUUGUACUACGGCACGGUGGCGGCCGACGCCUUCACGGGGCCGCUGACCACGGUCCCAUUGACGCAGGGCGAGUGGGCGGUGCAGGGCGACGUGACGGUCGACGGGCGGCCGGUGCAGCGCGGCGCCAGCAUCAUCACCGACUCCGGAACGACCGUCGUCUUCGGCCCCACGCGCCACGUCGCCGCCGUCUUCGCCCAGGCCGGCGUCCAGGCCGUGCCCACGAGCAGCGGCAUCGCGGGCUACUACAACUGCAGCGCCGCGCCGGCCAUGGGCUUCUCGUUUGGCGGCGCCAACUUUGACAUUCUGCCCGAGGCGCUGGCGUUUGCCCGCAGCGGCGACAACUGCACCGCCGCGGUGCACGGGUCCGACGCCUUUGGGGACAAUUGGCUUGUCGGCCAGGCGUUUUUCCAGGGGCGCUACAUCGACCACAACGUCGACGACGGGACCAUGGGGUUUGCCGACCUGAAGUGA
Messenger RNA from Metarhizium acridum CQMa 102, 1434 nucleotides. RefSeq lists its product as uncharacterized. NCBI's taxonomy places the organism in Eukaryota, Fungi, Ascomycota, Sordariomycetes, Hypocreales, Clavicipitaceae. Gene Ontology annotation, biological process: proteolysis. Gene Ontology annotation, molecular function: aspartic-type endopeptidase activity. The record is from RefSeq and is a predicted model, not a curated record.